Molecule: messenger RNA, 3627 nt
Organism: Trachemys scripta elegans
Lineage: Eukaryota; Metazoa; Chordata; Testudines; Emydidae
Gene: TXN2
Product: thioredoxin 2
Exons: 3
Coding region: 138-692 (184 amino acids)
Biological process (GO): cell redox homeostasis
Cellular component (GO): mitochondrion
Molecular function (GO): protein-disulfide reductase activity
Source: RefSeq, a predicted model, not a curated record
GUGGGGAGGGAUGGCAUGGAGGGGCAUUGGCUGAGCUGUAGGAAACAGGAGGGAAGCAGCAGUGGAAUUGCUGGAGCUGGAGAGCUGUUCAGAAGCAUAAUAUCCAGAAAUGUUCCUUCUCUGCUCCCCUUUACUCUAUGGCAUGGGCUGAUCCAAAAUGCCUUUUCCCCUUCAUUAUACAGAUGGCCCAGAGGCUCGUGCUGAGGAGGUUUCUAUCCAUCUCCCCCCAAAAGCUCUCUGUGCCACUUGUGUCGAUCCUCUCCAAGGUGUCAGCAGCACCAUGCUACCCUAGAUCAGUUGUCCCUCUUACCCAGAUCACUGUACCUGCUUCCAUUAGGACGUUUUCUACCACACCUGUCUGCAGGGCCACCUUUAACAUCCAGGAUGGGUCUGACUUCCAGGACAGAGUUGUGAACAGCCAAAAGCCGGUGGUGGUAGAUUUUCAUGCACAGUGGUGCGGCCCCUGCAAGAUCUUGGGCCCCAGGUUAGAGAAGAUGGUGGCCAAGCAGCAGGGGAAGGUACUGAUGGCGAAAGUGGACAUUGAUGAUCACACAGACCUGGCCAUUGAAUAUGAGGUCUCAGCUGUGCCAACUGUGCUGGCUAUGAAGAACGGAGAUGUUGUGGAUAAGUUUGUGGGGAUAAAGGAUGAGGAUCAGCUGGAGGCCUUCCUUAAGAAACUCAUUGGAGCCUGAACAUGAGAAACCUGCACCCAGGCCUCUGGAUUUGGUCAUGUUGCAUGCUCUCUUGCCAGGAGAGGCAUGAAGCAAAACUGAACUGCCUUGUAGAACCUGUGCCCUUUUUUGUGUGUGGGUGUGGCCCACCUUCUUCUCUUGGGCAGCAGUAGUCCUGAGCAAUUCUGAGGGUGGGAGAAGCUGGAACUGGGCUUCCAUUUGUCUGCAAAGAACUGGUAGUGGGGAAAGCAGGAUGACUGCUGAAUUAGAGGUGUGUUUAUCAGUGUCUGUCCUAUCCAGACCCAGAGCAAUGGGUGGUUACUCUCUGCAGGAUAUGGACACAUAUUUGCUCUGGGUGGGUUUGUUAAAAUCGGGGAUUGCUCCACUUCAUCCAUGAUACCUGCAUCCUUUUCCUCCUGUUGCUGGGACAAGUCCGAAUCCUCUGUGGCUCCUUGAGCCUAUGCCACACUCUCCCCUGCUGCUGAUUUAUGAAGAGAAACAUUUUUUUGUUUUUUGGGGGGGGGGGGGAGGGGGGUUGUAGGUCUGUAAUAAAGAUAACUUUAUUAAUCACUUCUGUGUAAUUCUGUAGAAAAACCCCAUCUCUGAAAUCGUGGGGCAACUCUCACCUGCCCACCAAGGAGGGAGGAAUCGUAAGGGAUGCUGCUACUGUGAUAGCUGAGCAUAGACAAGGGGGCUCCCCAGGUGGAAACAGUGGGGCAGGAGUGCAAGGUGGGAUUUAAGAAUGUUGGGAGUGUCUCAUCAGUAUUAAAACUUAAUGCACUUGCUUGUUUUAAUACCAUUAUUUCUGUGCAGCUCCCAGCACAGCUCCUCUGGCUUAUGGACUAGUCGGACUUGUUUCAGGUGCUGCUGGAUUCUGAGACCCAGAAAGUUGAUACAUCUCCUGAUUGAGGAGGAACAUUGGAUCCUGCCAGUAAUGAACCACAGCUUGUUCUCACCCCUCCUCUACUCCCCAUCUCAUGAGCAAUCUGUGAGAGCUUCCACUCCUGUUUGCAUAAUUGAAGCUGUUCUUACCACUGAACUCUGGUUCAAGAGGCUGCAGGGAGUAGGUGCUGAGAAAAAGGUUGGCGAUGUGGAGGGAAGCUAUGAGGGGUCUCUACCUUUGGACUUUAACUAGCCUGGCCUUUAAAUGAUGGUAGUGAGUUUAUACAUUCAUAACUCUAGUUGAGUGCAGUUCCUCCCAGCUGCCUCUCCCCAUUCUGCCUGCCCUUUCUGCUUGUUCCUUCCAUCUGCCUCCAUCCUACCUGCUUAGCAGCAGCUGCUGCCACCUUCCCUAACCUCUCCCCUCAACUACUCCCAUCCAACACGCCUUGGAACAACUGCACAUUAGUGUUAUCAGUGAAUGGGUGAAACCCAUUGCCGCAGCCUGGCUUUUCCUUUAUAUCAGAGAGGCUUAAUUUCAGUGCAUUUAUGCCAUGCCCCUCAGAAUACUAUCAAUAUUUAAUGCCUUUAUAUGCGUUUUGUUUCUCUUUGUCUUCAGUCUCCCUUACUCUGCCUUGGCUCUGAACUCCAUCUUCUCCCAGCACACUUAUGUUAUUACAGCCGGAUAAGGCAUUUUCCUCCAGUUGUGUCAUUACCAUUUAUAACCAGCAGUAAAUUUUAAGGAGGGGUGAUCAAAGUCUGUAGGUGCUGGGCUGUAGCCACAAUACUGCUGGCAGUUUUGUUCUUAUCUCAAAGCUGGGCAAUGCUGGCUGAUCCACCACAGGAAGUGAUACCAGUGGCCCAGUAGGGGGCACUCUUCGCUUUGGGCCAAUGCUGAAGUAAUGCUCUGCUGCGUUGCUCUAUAGCUCUGCUGCUGGAUCUGACAUCUUUUGAAGGAGAUUUAAAACAAUUCUUAACCAAUUAUGCUCGUUAAAGAGCCCCUGCCAGCUUUUUGAAAUGGAAGGUAAUCCUGGUAAUAGUGCCAUGCUUCCUUAAAUUCCCCUAGCAAUUCACUACAGUAUUUUCACUUCUAGUAAAGACUGUCCAUUUGCCAGCAUAUGCAGGAAAAAUGGGGGAGCAACAUCAUAUGUUCCUACAAUAGUUAACUUUCAUGCCUUACCAUCACCCUAGAACAGGAAAAAACAGACGAACAAAGUGUGACUUUGCAUUGUGUGUAUAGGAGACAGUAUAAAUUAGCUAUUUUAUCGCUUCCUUCCAAGGGAAAAGUCUAGCUUAGGGUUUCUGUGGUAUUCCAGUAUCAAAGCACAGAGUUACUGGCAAACUUUAAGAUGGGGGUAUAUGUACAAUUGCUUCUGUAACAUGAAUGCUGAGUACCCAAGUAUUUGAUGUGCUCAGAGAUUUCCCUCUUUAGCCAUCCCUAAGAAACACCACUUUCAGUGGCGGGAAGAGGGUAGCGUUUUAUGUGCAUCUCAUUCCCCUUUGGAGUCCCAAAAUGCCUGGGCACACCUCUGACACAGUAGAAAAAUAAUGAAAGGGACAGAGAAGUGCAAAGAUGUUUUAGGCAGCAGGGCCUGACCCCAAAGAUAUUUAACUUCCAUUGACAUUGAUGCAAGUUAGGAGCCUAAAUACCUUUGAAGAUCUGGGUCUAGGACUUUAAUUUUAAUCCCUUUUUUAUUGUCUCUGUUACGUGCUAAUAAUAAUCUCCCUACGUUGGUGUCAUCAGGAAGGUUUGCACAUGGGCUGAUUCAGGGUGUUCUGUGGCAGUUUUCACACACACUAAACAUGAUGGUCUGUUGCAAUGGGGCUAAUGCAAAAGGCUGUUCCACAGCACUAACAGCUUUCGCCAUAUCAGUGGUUCAAAUGCUUCCCUUUGUUUCUAUUGCAGCAGGGCUGCUGUGUUCUUCACUUCCUGUUUUGAAACAUGCCGGGUGUUGCUCUGUUCUCUUAAACCUUUGCUGUGCUCUGUCUUACCAGUGGCUGUACCACAGUCGUCUGUGUAUGUACUAUAACUAUACAGAUAUAUUUAAAAUACAGGAGUCAUGGACUUUAAAUUAAA